Molecule: messenger RNA, 636 nt
Organism: Amyelois transitella
Lineage: Eukaryota; Metazoa; Arthropoda; Insecta; Lepidoptera; Pyralidae
Gene: Srp19
Product: signal recognition particle 19 kDa protein
Exons: 4
Coding region: 124-558 (144 amino acids)
Biological process (GO): SRP-dependent cotranslational protein targeting to membrane; SRP-dependent cotranslational protein targeting to membrane, signal sequence recognition
Cellular component (GO): signal recognition particle, endoplasmic reticulum targeting
Molecular function (GO): 7S RNA binding
Source: RefSeq, a predicted model, not a curated record
UGUUAACGUAACUUAGAUAGACGUCAACAAUUACCACUGCAACUUUGCAAUACUUGAGAUUGGGGUUUGUUAAAGUGUAAAAUUUUGUUAAAUUCCCUCAAACUUCGAAAUAAAACUUUAAAAAUGAUUAGUUCUUGGAGUCCGGAUAAAAAACAUAGUGAUGUUGAAAGAUGGAUUUGCAUUUAUCCUGCUUAUCUCAAUAGUAAAAAGACUUUAGCUGAAGGUCGGAAGUUGGCAAAAGAAUAUUGUGUUGAAAAUCCCACGCAUCAGGAAAUAAGAGAUGUUCUUUUGGCUACAGGGCUUCAUGUGGGAGUUGAAAAUAAACUGUAUCCUCGAGAAAGGAGUAAAGAAAUGUUAUUUCGAGGUAGAAUCAGAGUUCAGUUGAAGAAUGAUGAUGGUUCUCCUAUCAAAGAAGAGUUUCCAUCAAGAGAAUCUGUAAUGAAGUACCUUGGAGAAACUAUACCCAAGUUGAAAACACGCCAGAAUAGGCCCGCAGACCAACAACCACAAGCUACUCAGACGAGCACCAAGAGUAAGGGUAAAAAGGGACGCCGAUAAUUUAUGUAUCAACUUUUUACAAACAUUAUUUUAUCAUGUAAGAACAUUUAUUAAAAUAGAAUAAAUUUAUAUAAAACA